GAAGAAGAAGAAGAAAUCAUCAUAAUUGUCACCGUCAUCAUCUUCAUCAUCAUCAUCAUCUCUCUUUCUCUUAAGAGCAAGACACAUUCCAACACUGUGUAAACUUUCGACACGCUCUUCAAGUAUAUUCUUCUCUUCUAGCUUGAUUCUCUGAGAUUUAUUCAGAUAGAAGGAUGAUGAUUCAACAAAACACUAAUUAUAAAAGUAUAGGAAGAGGAAGUUAUUAUCCGUGUUCUUGUAAUUGAGAAAAAUACGGAGAUUUCAAAUCUUAUAAAGAACACGAAGAACGUCGUUAGAUUGAGAGAAAAGAAGGAAGAAAAAGAAAAAGGAACACUAUAAUUUUUCUACAGUUUGAAGGAAAAACGUUCAUUAUAAGGAAGAAGCAAAAGAAGAAAAAGAAGAAAAAGAAGAAAAAGAAGAAGAUGAUGAUGAAUAUGAAUCGACCGAUCAGAUUAUUUUUUCUUAUGAAACAAUGUCAGCGAUCGGUUGUACCAUCAUUAAUGAUUGGAAAUCUUUGACGAUAUAGUACUAUUUUUUUUAUGGUGAUAAUCGUUAAUAUUAAUACGACAAAUGUGUCAGAGUAUAUUAAAACUCGCGGAAAUGUCGCGUAUUUCUAAUCGUGCUGUUAGCACGAUAGCCGCAUCUAUCGGUAUAUUAUUAUUGGUGAUCUUCUUGGUGAUACUAUGGACAGGUGGUGUUGGUUCAUGGAACCAUACUAAAGUUAUCCACGAGGAAGAUACCACCAGGAAGGAUUUGGUACAAGGAAUAAAAAAUUCGAGCUUACAAUCGAUUAGUGUAUUCCAUUUGAUCGAAGAAGAUCAUACCGAGUUUAAUAUGACGAUACUCGACAGGACAACUGUUUCCUUCAUCAACGAAGAGUCGACCAAAGACAGAUUAAAAGGAAAAAAAUAUAACGAUACUACGCCAGAUGUUUUACCUUCUGCCAAGGGAGAUUUAGAAUACAUUGUACCAAUGAAAAUUAGCCAAAAUCAAUACGAAGAUCCACCCGAUCCAUCUACAACAUCAACAAGACAUCACAGUGGACAUUUUCGACAUUCUACUGCUAGAGUAUGGGAUCCACAUCCGCAAUACGAAUUUACAGCUUUUGGAAAAUUCUUUCGUUUGAGGCUAGCUCACGAUUCGAGUUUUAUAUCACCUGAUAUAAAGGUAACACAUAUAAGUGCAAACACAAGUAGAAAAGUGCAUCCUGGUCAUCAAUUGGAUUGUUUCUAUAGUGGAUAUAUCGAUGGAGAUCCUGAUUCUAUAGUAACUGUUAAUCUUUGUCAUGGAAUGACGGGUCAUAUGAGAACUUCGAGCGGAAGUUAUUUCAUUAAACCUACUGAGCAUUGGCGUGAAAACGAGAAAGACUCAAUGAUGGCAUCCUCUUUGCAACAUGCUAUCUACCGGGUGCCUCCUGUCACCGAGUCAACAUCGUCCAACGACAUUGACGAGGAUCCCCCUAUUGGUGUUCGUAACUGUGCUGUCAUUGAUUACAAUACAGAUGAGAUAGCAGCACCAGUUUUAUUAAGGGACGACAAUUCGGGAGAAAAAAUUUACGUUGGUGAUCGUACACGAGAACGUAGAUCGUUAACGGUGAAAACGUCGAUGGAUCGUUUUAAAGAGGAUUACGAUGAUGAUGGUGGUGGUGGUGUUAGUAGGAGUAGGAAGAUCAGGAGAGAGGAAAAUUACGCGGAAGAGGAAUUCACGCAAUUCGUCGGUCACAGGGAACAUCGUAAUUCUCUUCGGGACAGCCGGUAUUACUCUGUUGAGCGCAGACGAAAUUAUCCUAAGGAGGGAUAUCUCCAGGACUCGGAAAUGGAAUCUGAUCCUUUCGUGGCUUGGAGACCGCAACGUGCAUUACCGCGAGAAUAUUUUAUCGAGAUUAUGGUAGUAGCGGAUGAGAAGAUGGCAGAGUAUCACGGGGAGAAUCUGGAUAGUUACAUUUUAGUAUUGAUGAGCACGGUUUCCCGAAUUUACAAGGACCGAUCAAUUGGAAAUCCUGUUAGCAUAUUCGUAACAAAAAUUGUACACGCUGACAAAGUGUUUGGAAAAAGUUAUGACGAUAACUACGAGGUAACUGCUAUUGACAUGUUGAAUCAAUUUUGUCGUUGGCAAAAAAUUAACAAUCCUGAUGAACCAUCACCAGAACAUCACGAUGUGGCAUUACUUCUUACCAGACAUAACCUGUGCCUUAAUCCUGGAGGAAUACGUUGCGAUACACUUGGUCUUGCUGAAUUAGGCAAAAUGUGUUCCCCAGAUGCGUCCUGUGCAAUAGUACAAGACAAUGGUUUGGCUGCAGCAUUUACCAUAGCUCACGAAAUCGGUCAUGUUUUAAACAUGCCGCACGAUGACGAUUCCAAAUGCGACGAAUUUCGUAAUCAUUCGAGAGUACACAAAGUCAUGUUCAGGAUGUUAGACGAUGAAACCUUUCCUUGGGAAUGGUCUAGAUGUUCACGUCAUUAUGUUACAGAAUUUCUCGAAACGGAUCGUGCCAACUGUCUAUUGGAUGAACCAAGCAAGAGUAUACAAAAACCAGACGCAGCACGACUACCUGGAAUUGAUUAUUCCCAAAACAAACAAUGCGAAUUAGUAUUCGGUCUAGGAUCGAAGAUUUGCCAUGACAUGGUGAGUAAUGUGUGCAGGACACUAUGGUGUACCGUUCCAAUGUGGGACGACCUGUGUCACACAGAACACACACCCUGGGCAGAUGGUACCAGCUGUGGCAGAGGAAAAUGGUGUCAACGUGGUGAAUGCGUAUCUAAAAUCGAUUUAAAUCCUAUCGACGGAGAAUGGGGUCCAUGGGGUCCUUUCGGGGAAUGUUCGCGCACCUGUAGCGGUGGAAUUAAGAAAAGAUAUCGAGAAUGUGAUAAUCCACCACCGCAAAAUGGUGGAAAUUAUUGCGUAGGUGAACAAGUCAAUUACGAAAGUUGUGCUACUAACGAAUGUCCACCUGGUAGUCCAGAUUUUAGGGAACAACAGUGUCAGGAAUACAACAACAACAAUCUUAACAUACCUAAUCUAACGAGGGAUGUAAUUUGGCACGCAAAAUACGCUCGGAUACAACCGGAAGAUCGUUGCAAAUUGUACUGUCAAGUAGAAAGCAAUCAGUAUUACAUGCUUCGCGAUAAAGUGAUCGACGGUACGCCCUGCGGACCGGACACGUUUCAUCUCUGCGUGAACGGUCGUUGCAAACCCGCAGGAUGCGAUAACAUUUUAGAUUCGACAGCAGAACUCGACACAUGUGGGGUAUGCCGUGGUGACAAUUCAACAUGUCAGAGAAUAAAUGGUUCAUACAAUAAAACCGCAUACGGAUAUAACAGAGUUACCAAAAUACCUGCUGGAAGUAGCAACAUCGACAUCAGACAACAUGGCUGGUUUAAAUCUCAUUAUGAUGAUAAUUACCUUGCUUUACGUCUUGGUGAACAUGGAAAAUAUAUACUAAAUGGAAAUUUCGUUAUCAUGCAUAAAAAAGUUGUAGUAUUUCCUGGUGUUACGAUUGAAUACAGUGGACCUAAAUCCAUCGUCGAAAGAUUAAAUAGUUCACGACCUAUUAGUACGGAUUUGAUUUUAGAAGUAUUAUCAGUUGAAAUGUUACAUCCGCCGCAGAUUACGUAUGAAUAUACCGUACCGAAAAAAAUAUUAAAAAGUUACAAAUGGGUAUUGCGAGAAUGGUCAGAAUGUAGUCGUGUGUGUCAAGGUACAAAAUAUCGUAAAGCUGAAUGUAGAAGUACCGAAAACGAGGAAGUCGUAAAUGACGAUUAUUGUCGUGCUGUUGAUAAUAGAAUAAAACCAAGAGAAGAAAGUCAAAUGUGUAAUAAUCAUUGUAUAUUACAAUGGCAAAUAACAUCAGAAUCUGAAUGUUCGAGUCAUUGUGGUCCAGGGACUCGCAUAAUUACAAGUAGAUGCGAACAAAUUUACUUAUAUAACAGUAACUUAGUACAUUCGUUACCCGACCAUUUGUGUUCUCAUUUGAAAAGACCUAAUGAAUUGGAACCAUGCGAAGGUCCGUGUAAUGAUGUUCAUUGGAAAUAUAGCGAAUGGGGUGCGUGCAGUGUAACGUGUGGAGGUGGUAUUCAAUAUAGAAUGGCAACGUGUGUUGAUUCGAAUGAUAGACAAGUAUUAAAUGAAACUUGUGCUGGUCAAAAAAAGAGAUUGAAAAAUAUCUGCGGUCAAGGAGCUUGUCCCAAGUUGAUAUUCGGUGAAUGGAGCAAAUGUUCGGUCAGCUGUGGCAUUGGAGAACGUCAUAGACUUUAUUGGUGUCACGUAGAAAAUCGUGUUGUUCAGGAUAGCGAUUGCAAUGGCACAUUACAACAAUUUUCAAUUAAAGAAAUUUGCGAUGCUGGGCCUUGUUACUCUUGGCAAGUUGCCGGUUGGAAUCCGUGUUCAGUAACAUGUGGAGAAGGAGUGAAAACGAGAAAAGUUAUUUGUAAAGGUACGGAUGGUUCAAUCGCUGACAAAUGUUUACCAUCGAAUAAACCAGACAAUUGGACUUCAUGCGAAUUACAACCAUGUAUUACAGGGACAAAUCAAAUAAUAUAUUCUAAUAUACCACAUGAAGAAUCCUAUCCUCAGGAUAACGAAAUAGAUAGCAAUGGUAUUAGUUUCCAUCCAGUUAACAAAUGGAUCACUGGAUCAUUUGGAAAGUGUUCGCAACCAUGUAACGGUGGAUUCAAGACAAGAACAGUCAAAUGUAUAUCAAUGGAAACAAACAUGUACGUUAAUGAAAAUCUAUGCAAUCCCGAUGAUAAACCAAACAAUACGAUACCCUGCAAUGAUCAUUUAUGCCCGAUUUGGAAUACUGGAGAUUGGAGUGAGUGUAGCGUUAAAUGUGGUAAUGGAAUUCAACGUCGACAAGUACGAUGUCAAAGUCCACGAGGUGGAGUUUUAAACGAUAAAGAAUGUUCAAGUGUUAGGAGACCUAAACCUAAAGAUACCAAAAAAUGUCAUCAAUCUUGUCGAACUACUAACAAUCAAGGAAAUCAGAAUAAUCAUCAUCCAAAAGUUAUCAUUCGUAGAUGGAAAAAAUCUGGUUGGUCUGCUUGUUCGAAAACGUGCGGCGGUGGAAUAAGAACACGAAGAAUAGAAUGCAUGAGGAGCAUAGGAAAGAAUGGAUUGGAAAAACCAGUGAACGAAGAAGAAUGUACUAAAUUGGCUGGCCUAAAAAAACCAAAAACUGAGAGGCAAUGUCAACGUAAACCAUGUAAUUAUGGUUACAUUUGGCAAGAAGGACCUUGGUCGGAGUGUUCGGCAGAAUGUGGGGAUGGAAUUAAACGACGUAACGUAACAUGCCAUAAAGUUAAUCGUUACGGUUGGACUGAUCCAGAAAUUACUAAAGGUUGUUCGAUGAAUAAAAGACUUCAUACGAAAGAAACAUGUAAAUUGCGUGAAUGUAAUGAUACAUAUAUUUGGAAAACUAGCGAUUGGAAUAAUUGCACUCAAUCGUGUGGUUUUAAAGGUAAACAAACACGUAAAGUUUUUUGCGUCGACAGAAAUGGUAAACUGGCAUCAAGUUGUCCAUCAAGUUUAAAACCUAAAAAUAAACGCAAUUGUAAUCAACGAAGAUGUCUACCUUUAACUUGUGUCGAAGCAAAGAAACAUUUCUCAACUACCAAGGAUGGAGAAUAUUCUUUAUUUAUCGGAGGAAAAUCAAUGUCUAUUUAUUGUUACGAAAUGUCGACAUUCAAACCACGAGAAUAUUUAACAUUACCGGCUGGUGAUCAAGAUAAUUAUGCUGAAAUAUAUGACAAAAGGUUACGAUAUUCAGAAACAUGUCCUUACAAUGGAGAAAGGAACGAUAGUUGUGAAUGUUUCACUUAUGGAAGAACAAUAUCAGGUAUAACGAUGUUCAAAAGAGUUCGUUUGGAUCCUAUCAGAUUAUAUAUUAUAGCUGACGAUUAUACAUUUUCUCGAACUAAAGGAUUAAAUCGAGUAGAAUUUGGUAAAGCCGGGGAUUGUUAUAGUACUCGUUAUUGUCCUCAAGGUCGUUUCAGCAUUAAUUUGAGUGGUACACAUUUAAGCUUGGCACGAGAAGUUACUUGGACUAAUUUAACGUCUAGUACUGUUCUCUCGAUCAAUAAAAUAAAUGAUCAACAAGUUAUUGGUAAAUGUGGCGGUGAUUGCGGAUUUUGUAUACCGAAGACAGGUCUGAAACUGGAUGUUUUACCACCUUAACAGGCAAAAUAACACUUCGUUUGAUUAUUCAGUUUCCAGAAAAAAACUGGAGGAAUUUGAAAAAGUCUUCCACAUACAGAGAAAUGUCUCUAAAAGGAAAAUUAAUUAGGGCAUGUCAUUGGACACCACCAAGAGUUGCCUAAAAUAAUUGCCUAAAAUUACUUCUUAUCGCCAUAUUUAAUUUUUUUUCUUUGCAAAUACGCUUUAAGGAAAAUUCAGCGAGAAAAAAAAUUGGUGAAAGAAGAACAAUAACGAUGAGACUUUUUUUUAUACAUCGCGAAAAAAAAAUACAUAUAUAUAUAACAAAAAAAAGAAGAAGAAGGAUAGAACGAAUCAUUUUUUUAGAGUUAUAUCUAUUGUUUUGCCAAAGAACGUGAGAGAACAAAAAUGAAUAACGACGUUACAUACUGUAUAAGUAUACAUUGUCGUUAAUAUAGGAAUCAUUAGAAUUAUAUAUAAGGUCGCAUUUAUACCUUUUGAAGCCCUUAGGUGCUGCUACAAUCGAAAUGAAACCUCAUUUUAAUAAAAUACAACCCACAGGUAUACGUAUAUAUUUCCAAUAUGAAAAAUUAACAAAAAAUUAAAUAAA
Messenger RNA from Polistes dominula (European paper wasp), 6760 nucleotides. RefSeq names its product ADAM metallopeptidase with thrombospondin type 1 motif A. Gene Ontology annotation, biological process: proteolysis; extracellular matrix organization. Gene Ontology annotation, molecular function: metalloendopeptidase activity; zinc ion binding. Lineage: Eukaryota; Metazoa; Arthropoda; Insecta; Hymenoptera; Vespidae. Gene Ontology annotation, cellular component: extracellular matrix. The record is from RefSeq and is a predicted model, not a curated record.